CCGGGGCCAGCAAGAAAAGGCCAUACAUGUUCAAAAACCAGCUGAUGUUUCUUCGUGAGGUCAUGGAGCUGCGUCCGACAGAGGACAACCUACCAGAAGAAGAGGCGGAGUCUGCACCGCAGAUGUCCAGUGCAUGUGAGGAAGAGACUCCCUCUGGUCCAUCACAGGUGGACACAGCACCAGGACAAAGCACUGCACCAUCCAGACCACCACCUGUUUCUGGAGCAGAUUCCCCCCCCAUGCCUUUGUCUCUUCCAAGCAGGCCCAGACGACGGGCAACCACUCCUGCCGAUACUAAUGUUAAUCUGCAGGUGCUGGAUUAUUUAUCCAGAGCCCGGCAUGAGGAUGAGUUCGACCAUUAUGUGCGUAGUAUGGGCUCAUAUUUGCGCAGGCUGCCUCCAGAACGAGUUUUGCGCACCAAAGCUGCUCUAAAUAUAGUUUUGGAUGCAGCCACUCCCCCCAAUGACCCACAUAUCGUUUUUGAGGGCCUUGAAAAUUGGCGGCUCCAUGGGAACUUGUAUGGCCCCCAACCGAUGCCAGUUUCCCAGCACUCCCAGCCUUCGCUGCCGGCUCCGCCUCCAAUGCAACCGCCAAGGGGACAUUAUGGGCCACCUCCUCGCCCAUAUGGGCAACAUUAUCAGGUAGAUUCUGCAUAUGGGCAGUCUGCACCCAUCACUUCGCAGCCUGGAUCAUCGCAGUACUCUGGCCCCCCUUCCCAACCACCCUACCCUAUGCCACAGUAUCAGGCCCCACCAUCACCAUCUACACAUUAUACCAAUUUAUAAAAGUUAUGUUAUUUUUAAUUUCUGUAUGAAAAGAAUUUUAUUUUGAGAAAAGUCAA
Molecule: messenger RNA, 841 nt
Organism: Bufo gargarizans (Asiatic toad)
Lineage: Eukaryota; Metazoa; Chordata; Amphibia; Anura; Bufonidae
Product: leucine-rich repeat extensin-like protein 5
Exons: 2
Coding region: 27-785 (252 amino acids)
Source: RefSeq, a predicted model, not a curated record